Molecule: messenger RNA, 330 nt
Organism: Rodentolepis nana
Lineage: Eukaryota; Metazoa; Platyhelminthes; Cestoda; Cyclophyllidea; Hymenolepididae
Source: the annotation of a GenBank genome assembly
AUGCCCAAUGCUAUGAUGAAAUUACUUUCACUUUUUCUAGGUUUAAUAUUUGUUGUUGAUUCCAACGAUCGGGAGAGGUUGGGGGACGCGAGAGAGGAGCUAUGGGCAGUGUUAGAAGCAGAUGAACUAAAAAGUGCAAUUCUUCUUGUCUUAGCUAAUAAGCAGGACCUUCCAAAUGCCAUGAGUGCAACAGAAAUUACCGAAGGCUUGGGUUUGCACAAAUUCCCUCCAAGCAGAAAAUGGUAUGUGCAGGCGACGUGUGCUGUCAAUGGAGAAGGCAUUUUUGAAGGUCUAGAUUGGCUGGGAAGGGAGAUCAAGGGUGGGAAAUAA